This is a messenger RNA of Clunio marinus, 3665 nucleotides long. The record is from the annotation of a GenBank genome assembly. NCBI's taxonomy places the organism in Eukaryota, Metazoa, Arthropoda, Insecta, Diptera, Chironomidae.
AGAGAGCAACAGAUAAUAAAGAGAGAGCAACUUUCUUAAAUGUUUACAUUUUGCAAGGAAAUUUUUUUUCAAUCUUCAGUUCAUUUUCGAUCUUUUUGCUUUACGCUCGCGAAUUUCGUGAAAGUUUGAAUAAUUAACUGUGGUGUUUCGUUUACACAUAAACUGGACCAGAUAUUACAUUCUGUGUAUUUAUUUAUAAAUAUAAUAACAUCACAGAUUCGCAAAACUCUUUCGUGAAAAGUGUGAAAGGUUUAUUGUUGUUCAACACGUAAUUAUUCGAGUUUUUUUUUGGAUCUUCACACUUCGGUCGGUCGUUAACAUUUCGCGUUCGCGAGUGCCAUCAAAAGAUUUAACAGAAUAUAUUGAUAAAUAUGUGGUCAUUUAAUCAAGGUGCUAAUAACCAGAAUUCAAAUUUGGGAUGGAAUGUCGACAAUCCAAGUGCGGGUGGAGUGGGAACCUCAAAUUUUGGAUGGAACUUGGGAGCGCCAGCUGCAGCGCCAGUGCCAAUGCCUGUGCCACCUUCUUCAUAUUAUGAUAAUCAAGAUAAUCAAAGUGAUGAGCCAGGAGUGGAUGAAACUUUUACCGCAAAGACUGCUGGAGCUCAAAGCUUCGCACAUUAUAUAGUUCGAUGGGGCUUUUUGAAAGGUGGCCUUGAUGGCAUCGGGAAGCAGUUGCUCAAUCAAGCUGGAGAAGCUGCUAUGGGGGCAGCUAAAGAAUUUCUCGGCAACGCAAUCAAUGAAAUGUUUGUUAAGAAACACUCGGAUGUCAAGCGAAUCCUCCCCGACAUCAAACAUAUGAAAAUUGUUGGUGAGAAGGCCAGUGGAUUACGAGGACAACAAGAUGUUCAAGAUUUCUAUACAAUUCGUCAGCAAUGUCUUGACUCAGGAUCGCUUUUUGAAGAUCCCGAAUUUUCAGCAACGGAUAAAAGUUUGUUUUAUUCACGCCGACCGGAUCGUCGUUAUGAAUGGUUGAGACCAAUGGAAAUCUGUGAUGAUCCACAGUUCUUUGUUGAAGGAUAUUCACGAUUUGAUGUUGAACAAGGAGAACUUGGAGAUUGUUGGUUACUUGCUGCAGCUGCCAAUUUAACUCAAGAUCAAAAACUUUUCUUCCGUGUUGUCUGUGAUGAUAACAGUUUUGAAGAUUCAUAUGCUGGAAUUUUUCAUUUUCGUUUCUGGCAAUAUGGAAAAUGGGUUGACGUUGUAAUCGAUGAUCGUCUUCCAACAUAUCGUGGUGAACUUAUGUACAUGCAUUCGACCGAAAAGAAUGAAUUUUGGUCAGCUCUUUUAGAGAAAGCUUAUGCGAAGCUUCAUGGAAGUUAUGAAGCGUUGAAAGGUGGCACAACAUGUGAAGCUUUAGAAGAUUUCACUGGUGGUGUCACUGAAAUGUAUGAAUUGAAAGAAGCACCAUCAAAUCUCUUCCACAUUUUGGAGAAAGGCUUUGAACGUAAUUCCAUGAUGGGUUGUUCGAUUGAACCCGAUCCAAACGUCCUUGAAGCAGAAACUCCCCAAGGACUUAUUCGUGGACAUGCUUAUUCCAUAACAAAGGCAGCUAUGGUUGAUAUUGUCACACCCAAUACAACUGGAAAAAUUCCUUUACUUCGAUUGAGAAAUCCUUGGGGAAAUGACGCCGAAUGGAAUGGACCUUGGAGUGAUAAAAGUCCUGAAUGGCGUUACAUUCCUGAUCACGCGAAAGAAGAAAUUGGACUCACUUUUGAUCAGGACGGUGAAUUUUGGAUGAGUUAUCGAGAUUUCUUGAAGUAUUUUGAUCGAAUGGAGAUUUGUAACUUGUCGCCAGACAGUUUAACUGAAGAUCAAGAGUCGGGGUUGAAGAAGAAAUGGAACAUGAAUGUAUUUGAAGGUGAAUGGGUUGCUGGCACCAGUGCUGGUGGUUGUCGUAAUUAUCUUGAUUCGUUCCAUCGCAAUCCUCAAUAUGUAAUGACACUUGAAGAGCCAGAUGAAGACGACGAAGAUGGCAAAUGUACCGUCGUCGUGGCACUUAUGCAAAAGAAUCGACGUUCACGUCGUAACAUGGGAAUCGAUUGUCUUACAAUUGGUUUCGCUGUUUAUAAAGUCACCGACCGUGACCUACAACAAAAACCUCUUCGUAUGAACUUCUUCAAGUAUAAUGCAUCAGUUGCUCGUUCACCAGCUUUCAUUAACUUACGUGAAGUCAGUUGUCGUUUUAAACUUCCACCUGGUCAUUAUUUGAUUGUUCCAUCCACUUUCGAACCCAAUGAAGAAGGUGAAUUCUUGAUUCGAGUUUUCUCUGAAAGUAGCAAUACAUUUGAGGAGAAUGAUGAAGAAGUCGGGAUGGGAGCUGUCGAUAGCAGAAUUGCUGACAACAUACCUGAUAUUCGUGAAAAAACACCAGAAAGAUCAGCUAUUGAACAAUUGUUCAUGGACAUUGCAGGUCCGGAACAAGAAAUUGGAUGGCCAGAAUUAAAAAGAAUUCUUGACCAUUCAAUGCGCGAUGAAUUAGUGAAGCACACGGAUGCAGUAACAUCUUCCAAACAUCAAUCACAAACAGAAGCGAAUGUUAAUGGCACGAGAAAUGAUGAAGGUGGCGGCGGAGGCGGCGGUUUAUUAGCAUUGAUUUGUGGUGCAUUGUGUAAAGACACGCCGCUGGCAGAAGCUUUCUCAGGGCCGAAUGAUAACAUUAAUAAUAAUAAUAACGCCGCCCCAUUAUUGGCUCCGGUUCCAAACGUCACAGAAUCUCAAGGUUUCUCGAAAGACAUCUGCCGAUCUAUGGUGGCGAUGCUUGACACUGAUCAUUCAGGAAAAUUGGGACUUGAAGAAUUCAAAUCAUUGUUGAAUGAUAUUGCUAAGUGGAAGGCUGUUUUCAAGCUUUACGAUCGUAAUCGAUGCAAUAAAUUGAAUGCUUUCGAGUUGCGUGAUGCAUUAGCAUCGUCUGGUUAUCAUUUAAACAAUCACAUUUUAAACUCUUUGGUGUAUCGUUAUGGUUCGCCUGAUAAGACGAUAGCAUUUGACGAUUUCAUCAUGUGUGCUGUCAAAGUUAAGACAAUGAUUGAACAUUUCAAGGAAAAGGAUUUUGACAACACCAAUUCAGCAACAUUCACAAUGGACGAAUGGAUAACGAGAGCACUUUACUCAUAAAUCAUCACACUUCAUAUCCAAUUACAAGCUUACAACUUAUUCAAUGUCGCAUUUUUAUUUCUUCUUGCAAUCAAUGCUUGUUUUUCAAUUGACCUUUUUGAAAACUUAAAUUGGAUUAAAUUAAGCUUCUUAUUUUUUAAUGGUUGUGCGUCUUCCUCCCACUGUUAAUGAUACAAACACAUAAAUUGUAUCAAAUAAAGUUACUUUAUCAAGCUUAACAUUUACUCGCACAAACUUCUCCAAUAAUUGUCCCACAUUUUUUGUUAAAUCUCUCGAAAUUCUCUUAAAUAAACUUUUUAAAAGACGGUAAAUUGAUAAAGAUGCCGGUCAAACAUUUCAUGUUAAAUCUUGUUGUGCCUACAUAUAAACUCAGAGCAUUAAAUGAAUUAAAACGAAGUCAGAAAAUAUUUUUAUGUCACAUAGGAUUGAUUAACAAAUUGUUCUUUAUCUUCAUCUAACCGUUACAGUUUAUUGCAUAAAAAAUUAUUUUUAUUCGUACUUUUUAAGCUGUGCUACUACUUGAAGAAGAAUAAAUAUUUUACGUGCUGAAAA